Daphnia carinata is the source of this 1601-nucleotide messenger RNA. RefSeq names its product glutamate receptor ionotropic, delta-2-like. The record is from RefSeq and is a predicted model, not a curated record. Bases 5 to 1420 code for a protein of 471 amino acids. Gene Ontology annotation, cellular component: membrane. Gene Ontology annotation, molecular function: glutamate-gated receptor activity. The transcript is spliced from 10 exons. NCBI's taxonomy places the organism in Eukaryota, Metazoa, Arthropoda, Branchiopoda, Diplostraca, Daphniidae.
GAGAAUGACGUGCUUUUGUUACCAUAUUCUAUUUCUAAUGGUGGCUGCCGUUUCAGUAAAUCCAUCAACUUAUAUUAAAUCAUCGAAUGGAAUGCAACGAACAUUUUUCCAAGGACGUCAAUUCAAGAUUGGAAUCAUUAACAUUCCUCCAUACGUAUUGGCCCAAUACGAUACUGGAGGCAAUAUCAGUUACGUCGAUGGUUUCGUUCCACAAAUGAUUUCGUGGAUGGCAGAAAAAUAUGAUUUUACCUUCAAAUAUGUAGAACCACCAGACGAAGCUUUUGGGGCGUUCAUUAACGGUUCCUGGAACGGUCUUAUUGGAAUGGUGGUCCGUGAGGAAAUUGAGAUUGUGGGAACAGCAUUAUCGGUGACGUAUCCACGAUCUCUUGUCGUCGAUUACACCUGUGCAUUUUCUGAAGACCCAAUUUCUUUAUUAAUUCCUUUCCCUCAACUAGACAGCACCAUUUCUGGCAUCAUUAAACCUUUCCAAUACGAGGUAUGGAUUGGGAUUUUUCUCUGUCUACUAAUUGCAUCUGUCGUCAUCUGGUUGAUAUCUCGUGUUCAAUGGCGCAUCUAUCGUCAAUCAUUUUACGGCCAGACGGGAUGGUUCCCUCAUUUUUGGUUCCUCUUUCGUGUCGUAACCAAUCCUAGCGGUGUCAUCACUUUUACAUUGGCCACGAGAAUAGUAGUGGCAUCUUGGUUGCUGAUGGGCACUGUGUUCGUCAAUUGCUACACCAGCAGUUUGUUAUCUUAUUUGAUGGCCCCUACGUUCUUACCAUUAAUCAGCACAGUCCAAGAUUUGGCAGACAGCCGUGACAUACAGAUAGCAGCGCCAAAGCAUUCUUCAGUCGAUUCUGCCUUAUUCGCGGCAACAACCGGCCCAUUUGCUAAACUUGGCGAAAGUCUUCGAGCCCAUCCCGAAAAUCUUCUUAGCAUGUCGAAUAAUAUUGAAGACAUAGUGUUUCAUCAACGGAAAGCUUUUUCCUACCAAGAAACUUCGCUGAAGCAAAGAAUCUACAAUGACUUUAGGAGUCAUAAACAAUGUCGACUUUUCAUUGCUAAAGAACAUCUUUUUCCUGAUCAAAUUGCAUUUGCCCUAGCGAAAAGAAGUCCUCUGACGAAAGCCUUUAACUACGAGGUUACUUGGCUCAGGCAACUUGGAUUGUUAAAGCAUUGGAUAAAUUCUUAUUUACCGAGGCCUUAUCGAUGCUCUGCCCCACUUUCUUCGUUUCGGCCAACGCCAAACGAACGUCUGACUCUUAAUUAUCUUUCGAGUGCUUUCCUACUUUACGGUGUCGGCAUCAGCGUUUCUGUUUUGGCUUUCACGUUGGAAAUUAUUUUCACUUGGUGGAAGAGACAUGCAAUUAAGGUCACGCCAUUCAAUAAUCGAAAAAGAGGUUUGCGUGCUGGAUGGAAUUAGGUUAAAUUUCUUAUUUCCUUAUUGCGAAAGAAAGAAACUGUAACACUUUUCACUAAAUGUUUAUACUACAUCCUCCGCUUAUUCCUAACUAAAUGUUUAACUUAGGCUUACUGCCUUAUCUAUUCAAAUAAAUAUAAAGAUCCGUCGGCUAUGGUUUUAUAGGAGUCAUGUGAUAUUACCA